AUGAAAAAUGAUGUGUGGUAUAUUACAGGGGUUACAAGUGGAAUUGGGUUAGGUUUAGCAACAGUUUUACUGGAGAGCGGAUACAAGGUAGCAGGAACUUCAAGAGAUAUGAAUAAAUUAAUUAAAAUUAAAACAUUAAUAGAGAACCCAAAUUUCUUACCAUUGCAGGUAGAUAUCACUAAUGUAAAUAAUGUAAAUGAUUCUAUAGAAAAGACUAUCAAUUGUUUUGGAACUUUAACAACCAUUGUUAAUAACAGUGGAAUGGGAAAGAUUGGGGCAAUAGAAGAGGUUUCGAAUGAAGAUUAUAAAGAACUAUUCAAUUGUAUGUAUUUUGGACCAUUAAAUGUAAUCAAAGCAGCAUUACCAUAUUUUAGAAAAAUGAAAUAUGGAUAUAUUUUCAACAUAGGUUCGGUAGGUGGCAUUAAACCUGUUCCAUAUAUUGGGGCAUACGGUAGCGCUAAAUUUGCAUUGUGUGGUUUAUCAGAAUCAUUACAUUAUGAGGUUAAAAAGUUUAAUAUUAAGGUAUCAUAUGUGGUUUUAGGUGCAUUUGCCACAUCCAUAACUACAGACCCUAACAGAUUUUCAAAAGCCAUAGAUGGGUAUAAUACAUUAGAGGAGUUAAAAAAAAGUUUCAUUAAAAAAUAUCCAGGGAAAAGCCCCUUCAAAUUAGCUGAGGUAUUAAUUAGAUAUGGUAAUCAAGAUGAAAUUCCAUUUAACAUUAUGGUAGGUGAAGCUGGUCUAAUGAAGGAGGUAAUUUGUAAUAAAAUCAAUGAUUUGGAGUGCCAAUACAACACCCAAAUAGAAAGUAAUUUAAAUACUGACCUUUAA
Dictyostelium purpureum is the source of this 828-nucleotide messenger RNA. RefSeq lists its product as uncharacterized. The record is from RefSeq and is a predicted model, not a curated record. The transcript has 2 exons. Lineage: Eukaryota; Evosea; Eumycetozoa; Dictyosteliales; Dictyosteliaceae. Gene Ontology annotation, molecular function: oxidoreductase activity. Bases 1 to 828 code for a protein of 275 amino acids.